Molecule: messenger RNA, 1434 nt
Organism: Colletotrichum phormii
Lineage: Eukaryota; Fungi; Ascomycota; Sordariomycetes; Glomerellales; Glomerellaceae
Product: FAD dependent oxidoreductase
Exons: 3
Coding region: 78-1364 (428 amino acids)
Molecular function (GO): flavin adenine dinucleotide binding; proline dehydrogenase activity; L-pipecolate oxidase activity
Source: RefSeq, a predicted model, not a curated record
UUGAAACUCAUAGUCUUUAGUCUGAUUUAGUACGCUGACCAAAACUGAAAGAAGAAGCUAACCUUCGUACAUUGAAAAUGGCCACCUCAACAGAUUCAUACCUCAUCAUAGGCGCUGGCGUCUUCGGCGCCUCCACUGCCUUGCACCUGAUCCGCGCAUACCCCGACGCCACCGUCACCCUCGUCGACCGCAAUGCCUACGACGCCCCCAUCCGCAUCGCCGCUUCGUGGGACUGGAACAAGGUCGUGCGCGCCGACUAUGUCGAUAUUGAAUACAUGCGCCUUUGCCUCGAGGCCAAGAAGUACUGGUCAGAGGACCCGAUCUGGAAAUCGUAUUACCAUGAAAGCGGCGUCUACUGGGUCUCGCCGAACAACUUUGCAGAACAUAUGCAGGAGAAUUACAAGAAGCUCGGAGUCGACUCCGGAUUAUUCUCUUUCUCUGUUGAGGAGGCCAAGAAGCAAUAUGGCGGCAUUUUCAAAGACGCUGAUUUCACUGAUGUGAAGGAGGUUUUUGUGAACAAGAAUAGUGGAUGGGGUGAGGCGAAGGAGGCGUUGCAGAGGACUAUUGAGGAGGCUGUGAAGCUCGGGGUGAAGUAUGUUGAGGCAGAAGUCGAGAAGAUUGAGUUUGAUGAACAUGGCGCUGCGACUGGUAUCAAGACAUCAAAGAGCGAGAGUAUAACCGCUUCACGAGUCAUCUUAUCAACGGGCGCUUACACGGCAAAGUUGCUUGCCGAUAGCGCCCCCGAGAGAAAAGAUCUUCAAGCUGGCGACAGGUUCGUGGCAGCAGCUGUUACCGAGGGGUUCACGCUUGUCUCUGGAGAGAAUGCAAAAGACCUUUACGACGGGCCAGUUGGAAUCUCCAUGGUGCCGCCAUCAAGAGGCGCAAGCAACGGAAGUGUUCCUCAUUCGAAGGACAAGACCUUGAAAUUCUGGGGUCAAAUAAUCUUCAGAAACACUCAGACUCACGCAAACGGAAGCCAGAUAUCUGCACCUCCUGCGGCAGUUGACUAUGCGCAGCUCGAGGUCCCGGAUGCUCUGAAAGAAGACGUUGAUUAUGCUGGAAAGAGUCUGUUUGGAAAAGGAAGCGAAGCUUUCAAGAACGAGAACUAUCGCAUCUGCUGGGAGGCUGUCACGCCCGAUGAGGACUUCAUCAUCUCCCCGCAUUCUGCGAGUAAGAAUCUCUAUGUCGCGACUUGUGGAUCGUUCCAUGGCUGGAAGUUCCUGCCCAUCUUGGGUAAGUACGUUGUACAGAUGCUGGACGGGUCCCUCGAGGAGACACUGGCGAAGAAGUGGUCAUGGGACCGAUCAUUCCCAUCGCCCACCCACAGGGCUUGGCCUAGAAGAGAAUUGAGUGAUCUAAAGUAAAUGCUUUGCGUGGAACCAACAUUAGCAUGAGCAAUUAGCAUGGGAGGGAAAUCUGAUACAUCGACUCGUU